AUGCCGACCUCGAAUCCACCUCCAGACGAUCAGCCCUCGCCUGAAGCUGCGGCUCCAAGCACAGAGUCCGACAAGCAGAGCACUGAAAGUACCGCCGCCAAGGACGAUGCCGCCGCCAAGGACAGUGGCACCCCGAAGGAAAGUGGGAACUCGAAGGACAGUGGCGCCUCAAAGGACAAUGGCACGCCGAAGACACCCAAACAUCGUCGCGGCGUCUCGUCGGGCGGUACCCCGCAGACUGCUCCCCCGAUCAUCGUGACCACCACGCACGGCGGCGGCAAUCGGCAGCGAUCCGCGACGCUCAAGCCUCAGCCUACACUGCUGACCGACUUCCUGCUCGGUCGGCAAUCGCCCGCCCGCGUGGCCGCCAUGCGCCAACAGAGGCUGGACUCGAUGGCCGUGCGUGCCGAGAUCAAAAAGGAGAUGCGUGAGGCCGCCGUCAACAGGCUGGCACAACCAGGCGGCGUCCGUGACCGCGUGCAAAAGUGGCAAAAGAACAACGCCGCCGCAAUGCUGGCCGGGAACCCCGAGGACGCAGCGAGCGAGCCGACCGACGUCGCCUUCAACGUUGACGAAGCUAGCGUUACGGAGGAGGACCGGCAGCGCAUCAAGUUCAGACAGCAGCACAAGCACAGGAGGAAAAGCUCAGCCAAGCCCGUCAGGAUUGAACCCGAACCCAAAGCUGAAGGCGAUCAAGAAGCUGUUGAAGACACAGAACCUGCCGCGGAGCCAGCCUCCCCACCAAAGAAAAGAAUCGUUAGUGACGAACACUGGAUGAAGCGUAGGAGGAGGAGUCCGCCUGGCUCCAGGGCUAUAAAAAUGAAGGCAGGAGGCGGCCCGACACCUUUGCCAAAGAACUUUCUCCAAAGACCGGCUCCAAAUCCGCCCGUGAACAGUAAGAUAGCCGCCUGGGCCGCCAAAGUUGAGCCUAUGGAGAUUCCAACCAAGACCAAAAAAUACUACUCAAAAUUCGGGGACGCAAUAGAGGUAGAGGAAGAUGAUCUCAGCAGUGCAGUCAGCAGCUCGAGAAUUACUGAAGAGGAAGGCAGUCGAGUGCGAUCGGCCACGUCCAGGAGAUCUGAAGGUUCUAGCGCGAGAACAACUGGAAGAAGCAGCGCAAGGACUCUCGAUGAUGAUGGUAUCCGUGUACGCCCAACCCGUUCACAGUCCAGGAAGCCAAAGGAUGACGAUGACGGUAUCAGAGUAACAUCCUCCUCGACGCUACCAGACGAUGGCAUCAGAGUAACAUCCUCGUCGACUUUUCAAGACGAUGGCAUCAGAGUUAGGCCACUGCGGACAAAAGAAAACAGGGAAGAUCGCACCCGUUCAAGGUCUAGAAAGCCAUCGGGAGAGCGACCGCGGAGGGUCGCGAGCGCACGGCGGGAUCAAUCACCUUCGACUAUAUUGCCAUCCGAGGUUGAUACACUGUCUAUCCCGGAUACACCUACCAGGAAAUCCAGUCGAAAAAGUCCGCCGAGGAAUAAGAAGAGCAAACCUCCACCCACGGAGAUCACAGAGCUCACACAAACAACCCAAAGUACAGACGCCACUGAGGCAACUGGUGUGACGGAGGCUACCGGCACGUCCUACCUCACUGGAACUACGGGUACCACAGACAUGACGGGAACCACGCAUGACGACUAUCUCUCAGACGAUAAGUCCUCAACUGAUUACGACAACUCUGAUCUUCCGUCCACCGCACCAGCAAAAUCCCUGGCCGAUAUCCCAUUCGGAUACUCGGCAUUUAGCGAGCUUGAUCUCCCCAUCCGAGGUGAUGGGGGAAAGAUGCAGAGACCAAAGACACAGAGGUCGCCAAGUUUCAAAGCCACCGCUGUGUUCAAAAAGGUCUACAGCGAGGGGAGGAAGAUAAUAACUCAUACAGUCGCUCCUCCGGAACCUCCGAAGCCGGCGAUGAACCAGCCUCCCAACAUCGAAAACUGGCUGAGCAGCACGGUUGAUCCAUUUGUCGAAUCACCAGAAGUGGAAAAGGAGGAUGUGGAGCAGGAAUGGAAAAAUGCUGCAAAGAGACGGUCAGAUGCAGGCAGAAGGCGGACCAAGGCACCGGAGAGAAGCGACAUCUCAUCCGAGUCGGCACCGACCGUACAGGAGGAAAACCAGGAAAACAAAGACCCGAAGCCACCAGUCGCCGAGGAUAGGACGCCGCAAAGGGAGGCAAGCCAAACUCCACCAUCAUCCACAGGGCUGAAGCGUAGCGGAGCCACAAGAGGCAUGUCUUCGCCGUUGAAGACGGUGCCGAAACCGGCACCCAAGAAGCCGUUCCGGGAAGCCCUCAAAGAAGCAUUCCGUGGAGAGUCUGCCGGCCACAAGAUCUCACCCAAGAGAUACGCCAGCUUUGAGAAAGAAAGGGUACCGGAGCCAGAACCGGAACCGCAUGACGAGGACUCAGAGAGGGGCUAUCAUGCUACGCGCGAGUCUCGAGACCAGCGCAGGAGGUCCUCGGGUUCUCGUAGGUCACAAUCACCGAGUUCUUCUCUUACGUACGACAGCCAAUCGACGGUGCCUCCGGCGGCGCCCGCAGCCGGUCUGUCUAGAAGGUUAAAACCCCCAACAAAUGGGUUUCAUGAAUUAUCUACAAUCGUUUCCAUGGAGGAUUCUAUGGCAGGACAAUCCGAAGUCGAUUCCGUAGUAUCCGAAACAACAGUUACACAGACUUCGGACUUUACGAAAUUCACGGGCGCAUCCUCAGCAACUCGACGAAAAUCGACGGUAAAGAAAAGGCUUACGAAGCAUUCAGAUUUGGUCUCGGUGCUGUCAUUACCAGAAGCCGCAGGCGUGCCAACCAGAGCACCGAGUAUAAGAGUGGCCCGGAGCUUGCGCAGAAAGACCAGCAAGCUUGAAAACGCAACUUUGGAUGACCUGCUACACGAGUUCAUCGAGGAUGAGAACUUUUACCAACGUGAACUAAGGACGAUCGUCGACGGCGUCAUUCCUGUGCUGCUCAAGGAAGUCGUCUGCCGCGAUACCAGAAUCAUCCAGGAUCUAUUUGGUUCGGCCUUUGGCAGUGAAGGCCACGGUAGACCUGCCCCCGAUGCCGCGGAGAAGGCGGUGGUCUCGAUGGGAGUGGCUCUGGAGAGAAUCAACAACCAUCACAAGGCGAUUCCUUACACUGACCCCAACCUGGUGGCUGUAUGGUUGGAGAGGAUCGUGCCUAUUUACAGCGCCUACUAUGAUGUAUGGCGCCUCGGGUUUCAGGACUUGAUUGUCAACCUUGCACCGGCUGCUGGCAAGACGGAGGAGGAAGACUCGCUCGUGAACGCGCUGCCGCGCAAUGCGGAGGGCGACGUUGUUAAUGACAACGGCGACAGGGUGGAUGUGGCCCACCUGCUAAAAAGACCCCUUAUUCGCGCCAAGUGGCUUCUCAAGCUGAGCAAGGGACUGCGCCAUGUCCUUGGCAGUGACGUUGUGCCAGACCACCUAGUCGACAAGUUCGCAGACUUGCAAGCCAAGGCGCAGCGUCGGCACCGUGAAGAGCAGGCUAGAAAGACAAACGACGAUGCCUCCAACACAGACACGAGCCGCGCGCGAGACCUGAGGACACUUCGACCCCUUGACGGCGUCUUCAUUGACAUGACACGCGAGGUCAAUUCCAAAGACGUCUUCUCCCUCGACCUGGCCCACUCGAAUGGCCAACGACUCGAGUGCCAGGUCGAGCUGAUCUACCGAGACAAACUCACAGAUGCUCACGACAAGGGGGACCUUUUGAUCAGAGAAAGUGGUCCCACUGGUGUCCAAUACCUGCUCUUUGCCCCUAUUUCCUGGGAAAACGUGUCGGCUCGGCGUGGUGACGGACAGGGGAGGCUCGUACUCAUGGUCCGCGGCACGUAUGGACACGAUGACUGGUAUGAGCUUCUGAACCUGCAAACCGAGUACGACGAUGCGAUUCCCGAGUGGCUUGAACUGCUGGGCACUGUUCCUCGGCCACCUGCCCCACCAGCAGUGUCAGCUGCAGAUCUCAUCCACGUUCGACACAGCAGAUCGCCCAAGUCCGGCGAGGCGGAUGUGCCUGUUGGGGCUCAGAAGUUUAGCCGAACGCUUCCCUCGGUGCAUGGGGAGGGUUCGCCGCAGACCCCAAGCCGCUAUCAUCACGUUCGUAACCGCAGCGUCCCAACAACCCCCACACUCGCUGGAGACGCCACGCCCAAGUCUCGGUCACCAAGCGUUAGCCACUCGCCAGACUCGGACCGAACACCAACCCAGUCCACCUACGCCCCAUCGCCCGAGUCCGACCGCGAAAGCCGCAGCAAGUCGGCAAACUCCACCCCAGUCCGGGAGGAUGGCGCCCCGCCACCUCCUGUCCACAGGACGUUCACGUCCAAAAAGCCCAUGGCCGUCGAGCUCCCACCGCCCGCUCGUGUCAAGCGCCAUGGCUCAUCUCCCCUCAAGCACGAAUAUCGACCAUCAGACGUGUCAUCAGAGUCAUCGGAAGAGGAGGACGACUCUGAUACGGAAUCCUCUUACUCGGACUCCCUCUCCUCGGGUGACGAACUGGAGGACGACGAGGUUCCUGACACGGAGCCUGGCAUCAGUAUCAGGAAGCCAGAAUUCAGCUUCAACCCCAAUGCAUCGGUUCUGUCCGAUGACAGCAUCACACCAUCGGCCUCGGCAUCUCAAGUGGACCUUCGAGGUCCUGAUAGACUAGACGAACCAGUAAAGGCCGUUGCUACAAUAUCAUACUGGUCUAACAAGCGCGGCCGGUGGAAGGAGGUCCGCUCGGAUGCCUGCAAUGUCAGCAUCACCCCAGGACUGCUCGAGGUGCACCCGAUGACUGUCGACCGUCCUAUGGGCUCUGAAAUGAUGGGAAGAACGGAUGCCGGCGCCGAUGUACCUCUUAUCGCGCUCGAUCUGACGCCCCUGGUCAUGAUCCGAAAGAGCACUGCGAUCGACCUUGAGAUCCGCUCGCCGGUGCGAUCCUACUCGAAGCUCAGCGGCAUCGACGGCAUAAUCUUCCGCUUCCGUGCCUUGUCCCCUAUGCAUCUAGAGCACCUGUACGCAGCGGUGCACCAUUCUCGCAUGAACAAUGCCAAGUUCCGGGCGCUCGAGGAGGAGGCGCGGUUCAGGUCGUUUGGCCAAGGUCAAGGCCACGGCCAGCAGGCGACCAGCGCCAGCGGGAGCGGCAAGAGGUCCUGGUUCGGGCGCAAAAACAGCUACCGCGCGUCGACGCGGGCGCCGAGCCAGAGCCAGCAAAGCGGUAGCGGCUCCUCGGGCAUUUCAAUAUCUGCAUCGAGCUUCCUGAAGCGACUGACGGGUGGGUCUGGCCUCGCCUUCAACAUUGACAAAUCGUCGCUUCAGCAGCAACAGCGCGACAGCAGGCCCAGCAGCGCGGCCGGCCCGGCGUCGAUGUACACGUCAUCCUCGUCGGGAAGGGACGGCAACACUCCGCCCAGAUCACCCAGCGUCAGCAUGGCGUCGUCGCCGAACCGCGGCAUCCUGGCCUGCGGCGGGACGACAGACCUCCGGAUCAGGUGCCACCUCCUCGUAUCGGCAAACAAGUGGGAGGACAACGGCAACUGUCUACUCUCGAUAUCGCGGCCGCCACCGGGGGUGCGGCAGGAGCUGCGCGUAUACCACGGCAUGGAGAAACGAAUCCUGGUGACGCAGAUCCCAAAGAAGUCGAUACUUAUGCCCAGGUCGGACGAGGCCUCGGUGCCACCCAAGGUCAUACUCGACGUCGUCCUGGGCAGCCGCUGCUUCAGCAUGCUGGGCACGAGGGGAAUCAUCCUCAACGUGUGGGAGGACCUGCGCGACGACCAGAACCGGAUCGGCAGCGCGCCCGCCGAGGGCGCGCUGAGCGGGCGCGUCAAGAAGUGGUGCUUCCAGUGUGCCAGCGCGGUCGAGGCCAACUGGAUCUUUGGGCUCGUCGCGAGGGAGGUGGAAAUUCCAUAG
This is a messenger RNA of Pyricularia pennisetigena, 5904 nucleotides long. RefSeq lists its product as uncharacterized. The transcript has a single exon. Lineage: Eukaryota; Fungi; Ascomycota; Sordariomycetes; Magnaporthales; Pyriculariaceae. The record is from RefSeq and is a predicted model, not a curated record. Bases 1 to 5904 code for a protein of 1967 amino acids.